AUGGUCUUGGAAGAACUCGAUCGUUCACACGUUUCACAACUCGAAGACACCGAAAAGUUUUCACUACUGUUUUAUUAUAAUGGAGAAUCAGAAUCAGAUUUGGUAAAAGAACUUGAAGCAUUGUUGGACCAAAACAAAGACGACCAAGUUCUCUCCAACGCUUUCUGGUUUAAGAGCAAUAUUAAUCCCGAUACGAUCAAUUUUAUUGGAGCAUCUAUUGCAAACGUAAUCGGUAUUGAUCUUGAGGAUGAAAUUAAAAACAAUUUGUGUGCUGUAAUGUUGAGCAAGAAGGGAAAGAAGUUCAUGUAUUCUCUCAAGACUCCUGUGGAUAAAGAAGCAUUGAAGACAUGGCUUCAAUCGGUUCAAGACGGAACCGCAAAGGCUGAAGUGAGAAGUGAGCCAAGACCUCCUAACGAUGAAUAUCCAGGAUCGAAAGGCCUCAAAAAACUUGUGGCCUCAGCCUUUGACGAGAUUGUUCUUGAUGAGCAGAAGGACGUGUUUGUGGACAUUUACGCUGAUUGGUGUGGUCCAUGUAUUAUGGUAUCACCAAUGAUCGAGAAGGUAGCCAACGUCUUGCAACCUGAAUCAGGCAUUGUCAUUUGCAAAAUGAACUCGGAUUUGAAUGAUUAUUCUGAUGAGUUUUUCCCAGAGGGUACGAUUCCUAACAUGAAGCUUUUCCCAGCUGGUGAUAAGGAAAAGAAGAACAAUCCCAUCAAAUUCUCUGGUAAAAGAACUGCUGCUGGAAUUUUGCAAUGGAUUCAUGACCACGCAACAAACAAAUUUGAUUUGGACAAAUAUUUGCCAGAAUGUAAGAAAUUCGAUGACUUCUUCCUAUUGAAAAUGGAAGCAGAAGAAAUGCUUCAGGAAGUUAGAAAUGACUUGGAGUUUGCCCCUGAAAGCGCAACUACUGACUUGGAAAAUCUGUUGAAGGACUUGGAAAAGAAAAUUGAUGCAGAAGAUGUUGAUGACGUGACAAAAUUGUUGGAGAGCUUGAAAAUUUCCACUGACAGAGAACAAGUAAAACAAGCAGCUGACAAGAAACGAUUAGGAAAUGUAGUCAAGAUUCACAGCAUGGAUGAGUUUAACGAGGCCUUGAAACAUGACAAGUUAGUUGUUGCAGACUUUACUGCAUCCUGGUGUGGACCUUGCCAAUAUAUUUCACCAAUAUUUGCAGCCAUGUCUACUCAAUAUGAAGAUGUCAAGUUUUUAAAGAUUGAUGUGGAUGAAUGUCAAGACAUUGCUUUGGAGUAUGGUAUUGAAGCAAUGCCUACUUUCCAAUUCUUUAAGAACGGCACCAAAGUCGAUGAGGUUCAAGGAGCGGAUCCAGACAGCCUCGAACAACUCGUUAAAAAGUACAUUCAACAAUAG
Messenger RNA from Naegleria fowleri, 1368 nucleotides. RefSeq lists its product as uncharacterized. Bases 1 to 1368 code for a protein of 455 amino acids. The record is from RefSeq and is a predicted model, not a curated record. NCBI's taxonomy places the organism in Eukaryota, Heterolobosea, Eutetramitea, Acrasida, Naegleriidae. The transcript has 3 exons.